Messenger RNA from Dendronephthya gigantea, 1937 nucleotides. RefSeq names its product T-box protein 2-like. NCBI's taxonomy places the organism in Eukaryota, Metazoa, Cnidaria, Anthozoa, Malacalcyonacea, Nephtheidae. The record is from RefSeq and is a predicted model, not a curated record. The transcript has 4 exons. Gene Ontology annotation, biological process: positive regulation of DNA-templated transcription; regulation of transcription by RNA polymerase II; cell fate specification. The coding region runs from base 662 to 1927 and encodes 421 amino acids. Gene Ontology annotation, molecular function: DNA-binding transcription factor activity, RNA polymerase II-specific; RNA polymerase II cis-regulatory region sequence-specific DNA binding. Gene Ontology annotation, cellular component: nucleus.
CAUAUAGUAUUAUAGGCAUGGACGGCCCUGGGUUUUAUAACAUAUAUAGUCAUAGAUAGAUAGAUAACUGAUAACACUAUAUGUUUGAGAUAUAUAGCUAUUAGUAGACCUUUUAUAGUGCGGAUAACUGAUUGAUUGAGCGAGCCUUCGUGUAUAAACACCACGAAAAUCUUUACCCUAACGAAAUCUUUAAAAACGGGUUGUUUUUUUGGAUAUUGAUAAAGUAAUUGUUUGUCAAGUGAUUGUUUUUACAGUUUUUACAGUUUCGUAUUACAUAUGAAUGAUAUCACAAGUCUGAGUAUCACAGGCAUGUACUACAUUUAAACCUAUAGUUUGGUUAAAAAGCUGGUAGCAUAUAUCAUGGAGUGGGAUGUUUAAUUUUUUAGACGUUUUUCAUAUCGGAUAGUUCAGCCAUAACUCAAGACUACCACCCUGCCAAAUAUGGUAUGCGCUGCUAAAAAUAGCUCAUUACGUAUGGCGGUACGCGUUCUCUAUGCAAAUCGCAAUCUUUUUUUAGGACUAAGUUUUUGUCUUAUUUUGAUCAAUUUGUUUUGACAAAAAAGCUUUCAAGUCAGGUAUUACAUUCACAGUCUCAUUGUAAUCGAAGUAAAAGCAGCUGCUGGAAUAUCAAGGUUAAACUUUGAAGAACCAUCGUCAAAAAAUGUCUGAAGGUUUUGUUUACGAUACCAUCACGUCACAAUCGGUCAGGCCAACAAACAACAAACAAAGCAUACUCUCAGCAAAAGAUAUCGCUCAGAAAUCAACCCAAAUGGCUUCAAUCAAAGAUGUAUUUUUACCAAAUAAGAAUUCCUUGCCCUGCAAGAUGAAGCAUUUGGCUGAUCUAAAGGCGGAACUCGGAAAUGAAGCACUGUGGGAGAUUUUUCACGCUGAGGGACACGAAAUGAAAAUCACCAACACGGGACGGUCAUUAUUUCCAGUCUUAAUGGUGAAACUUGCAGGGCUAUCGCUUACCGAGAAAUACAGCGUGUCGGUUAACUUUUCGAAUGUUGACACGGCUAGGUAUCGCUAUCUUCCGACCAAGAACGAAUGGCAUCAAUUUUUUCUGGCAGAGCGCGAGGUAACUACGAAAGGUGGCCGAAGAUUAUACGAGCACCCGAACUCCCCUGCAUUCGGCGCGUUCUGGACGGCACAAGUGCUCACGUUUGAUAAACUGCGUUUGAUAAACAACUUAAAUAAAACUGACAAACAUAUGAUCCACGUGUCAAGUCUGCGUAAAUACCGUAUUCAAGUUAUCGUAACCAAACUUACUUGUUCACACUGUCAUCAACCUCACGUGCGCAUGAUCGAACUACCUCUGACCGAGUUCAUUGCUGUGACUGGCUACCGAAAUAGCAAAAUCACACGAUUGAAAAUUGAGAUGAAUCCUUUGUCUGCUGCAUUCCGGGAAAGCUACAAGACUCGUAGAGCUGCUCGUAAGAGAAAUCUAGAAGCACUUCAUGAUCAGUGUGCUAACAAAAAGCUAAAACAAGAUGACGACGUAACAAAUGCUGAUAUGAACCGCAGUUGCUCAUUGAAAGAAAGGGAAGAAAGGCCAAGGAGAUCAUGUUGCAAAACAUCUCCGGACACCUUAACAUCGCAGGAUGCGCCAUUCAUCGAUCUUACUGAUCACGUGAAAACCUUUCUGCAGCACGACGCCGUACCUCCUCCCCCUCCAAAUGACAUCACAAUUUACCCUCAUUUCCAUCAGCUUCUUAACCCUAUCAAUGGUUCAGAACAAUUAAUGAUCGAUAAUAUUCCACAGCUGUGUACACCGGAGAUUGAUUCUCAGUAUCCGAGAAUAGUACCACCAGGUUUCGAGUCACUGGAGCAAUAUGCCUAUGAUUGUGAUUUUCAAUCAUACUGUCAAAAGUACGAUGACUUUACGAGCCCAUUUCAAUACACUGAAUGGGACACUCUGUAUUACUGAGGAAUUGAUA